Messenger RNA from Megalops cyprinoides (Indo-Pacific tarpon), 741 nucleotides. Its product is annotated as homeobox protein Hox-B7-B-like. The record is from RefSeq and is a predicted model, not a curated record. Gene Ontology annotation, cellular component: nucleus. The transcript is spliced from 2 exons. Gene Ontology annotation, molecular function: DNA-binding transcription factor activity, RNA polymerase II-specific; RNA polymerase II cis-regulatory region sequence-specific DNA binding. Bases 37 to 702 code for a protein of 221 amino acids. Lineage: Eukaryota; Metazoa; Chordata; Actinopteri; Elopiformes; Megalopidae. Gene Ontology annotation, biological process: regulation of transcription by RNA polymerase II; anterior/posterior pattern specification.
UAACACGUCCCGGCCUACAAAUCAUCAAGCCAAAUUAUGAGUUCGUUGUAUUAUGCGAAUUCUGUGUUUGCCAAAUAUCAAUCUACAAGUUCUGUUUUUCCAGCCGGAGCCUUCCCUGAGCGAACUUGCGCUUUUUCGUCCAGUUCUCCACGAAGUAGCGGCUAUGUCUCGGGGUCCGGUGGCAUUGCCUUCUCCUCCUCCUCAAUGCAGAGACUCUACAACAACAGCGGGACCGUGAUCCCCCCAAGUCAGAACAUGUAUCCCGAGAGUUGUGGACUCAGCGUCGGGUCCUUCAACAUCCACUGUCCCCUCUUUGACAAUAACCUUUCCAUGUACGCCGGAGACCCUUCUAAGCAGUCCAGCUGCGGGAACGCGGAACAAGGCAACUGCCACCAAGAAAGUGGUAAUUUUCGGAUUUACCCUUGGAUGAGAAGCACAGGUUCUGACAGAAAGCGGGGCCGCCAGACGUACACACGGUCCCAGACGCUGGAGCUGGAGAAGGAGUUCUACUUUAACCGCUACCUGACCAGGCGGAGACGCGUAGAGAUAGCCCACGCGCUCUGUCUCACUGAGCGUCAGAUCAAAAUCUGGUUCCAGAACCGGCGCAUGAAGUGGAAGAAAGAGAACAAGGCCGCCGGACACAAAUUAACCGCUGAAGACAAACCUGAGGACGAGGAGGAAGAGGAUGAAGAACAGGAGUGAGGAGCUUUUCUCAUUCACAUGGCGGAAGAAGAAAGUUGG